UUCGCCCUUCACAUUCACCGUCGUCUCGACUUGAGCUGAAAGUGUCAUAUGGAUAGACUUGUAGCAUCAUAGCAUACACGCUUUGCAACGCUUCAGAAGCCCGCGCUAUCACCAUCAACGCUGUUCACAUCUUGCCGUCGAGAUGGCGGCAGCCGCAGUAGCAUCCCACGCUUCGUCGUCCUCCUCCCCUCUGCCCGAGAUCGGUGGUCUGGUGCUCGACGAUGCGGCCUCAAAGCCAGCACCAGCACCAGCAGCAGCAGCAUCACCUCCUUGGCUCGUCGACUCUCCUCACUGGCUCGUCGCAUCGCAGCAAGAGGUGCAUCUGGGCGGCGGAUGGGAUGAAGAGCCCAUGGCAGGUCCCGCAACACCGCCCUCCUUUUCUCCUCAGCUGGGCACCAGCAAGACGCUCGAAUCCUCAUCGGCGUCCCUCAGCGGUAGCAGCGAAGAAAGCGGAAGGAGCACUCCCUCUGAUAGAGAGCAUGCUGCUACCUCUGCUGCUGCUGCUGCUGCUGCUGCGAAGAGGUCCAAGCAGGCCCUGGAUUCUGGUUUGCUGGUCAGAUCUACAAGGCAAGGUUGGGAAAGAUCCUUCGAUCUGAAUCAAGGUUGGCCCACGCCCAAACUCGACGCGGAGGAUGAAGUGCUGGUGAAGAACCUCGUUGCGGGUCUAAACCCCGUCGAUUUCAAGAGCGUGCUGUACAACUUUGGCAUUCCGGACACGCCUUGGGUGUUGGGGAGAGAUGUUGCUGGUGUGGUGGAAACAGUUGGCAGCAGGGUCACGGACCUCAAGCCCGGUCAACGCGUCUGGACUUGCGCCGAUUCUAGAGAUGUACGGGCAGGGGCUUAUCAGACUCGCAGCGUAUGCAAGAGGGACCUGUUGUGCAGCGUUCCCGACAACGUGUCCGACGAGCAGGCUGCCACGCUAGGAACUGGUCUGAUUACCGCUGCAGUCUGCGUGUAUUGGUUCUUGAGGCUGCCUAGAGCGCUCAGCCUUGGUGAUGGCAAGCGGAUGGCUCGCAACGAUGCAGGCGAUCUUGAGCGAGAGGAAAAGGGAAGGAAGGAGCUGGCAACAGCAGAGAAGCCUUGGAUCUUGAUAUAUGGCGGCUCAGCCAUUACUGGACAGUACAUUGCCCAGUUGAGCAGGCUGGCUGGUGUACGCGUCCUGGUCAUCGCAGCCCCUUCCAACUUCCAGCACCUGCGAUCCUCCCACGUGGGCGUGGAAGCAGUGAUAGACCGGCACUUGUCCUCUGAUGCCAUCCUCGAUCAAAUACAAGAGAUCACAAAGGGUUCGCUAGAGUACGCCAUCGACUGCGUAGGCUCCAAGACGGCGGCUGUGUGCGAAGCAGCUUUGCGCAGAGCCAACAGUCGAGAUGGUCGAGCUGGACAAUUGAUCUGUCUAGCUGGAAAUCCCAAAGCUCCAACGACGAGCGGUGGUGGGGAGGUGCAAGGGGCAAAAGAGGGCUUCUUGCAGCAGCCAGUACUUCACAAAUUGAGCUUCUCGACUACAAUCUACGGGGACUCUACUUUUGCUCGAGCGCUCAACGAGGACCUGCAAGCGCUCUUGGCCUCUGGAGAAUUGCAAGCCGUACGGUACGAGCUUGUGCCGGAUGGACUGGCCGGCGUGAGACGAGGACUGGAAGCUUUGAGGGAUGGUACGGCUCCAUCGGGUCACAAGCUGAUUGUACGCAUCACUGAUACGCCUCAUGCCGAUAGCGUUCACCUCGGAGUCAAGAACGAGCUUUGCUGGAACGGCAUCGCUUGAUGCGCACGCAAACCCAAGGUGGGCAGAAUUUGCCCUCAUUUACAUUUGACAUCUAUAGAUUUGCUUUGCGAGUCCGCGUCAAAGAGUGUUCAAAGCUGAGAAAAC
Ceraceosorus guamensis is the source of this 1864-nucleotide messenger RNA. RefSeq lists its product as hypothetical. The transcript has 5 exons. Bases 143 to 1759 code for a protein of 538 amino acids. The record is from RefSeq and is a predicted model, not a curated record. NCBI's taxonomy places the organism in Eukaryota, Fungi, Basidiomycota, Exobasidiomycetes, Ceraceosorales, Ceraceosoraceae. Gene Ontology annotation, molecular function: oxidoreductase activity, acting on NAD(P)H.